CUUUGACCGAUCAGCAGCGCGACUUCCUGGGCCCGUCUGUAAUGCCGGAGACUGAUGCUGGUUAUGAAGAUGGCGUGGAGGAACGAGUUAUCAAUGAAGAGUACAAAAUCUGGAAGAAGAACACUCCGUUUCUAUAUGACAUGGUUAUGACACACGCACUUGAAUGGCCAAGUCUGACUGCGCAGUGGUUACCGGAAGUUACACGACCCGAGGGCAAAGACUAUUCUGUCCAUCGUCUCAUUUUGGGUACCCAUACUUCGGAUGAACAGAACCAUCUGCUCAUUGCCAGUGUGCAUAUGCCAAAUGACGAUGCACAGUUCGAUCCAAACAGCUACGAUGUUGAACGUGGGGAAUUUGGUGGCUUCGGAGCAGUGUCUGGCAAGAUUGAUAUCAACAUCAAGAUCAACCACGAGGGUGAGGUAAAUCGCGCCCGCUAUAUGCCUCAAAAUCCUUGUGUAAUCGCCACCAAGACUCCAAGCUCCGAUGUUCUGGUGUUUGACUACACCAAGCAUCCGAGCAAACCGGACCCUUCGGGCGCCUGCAAACCUGAACUACGGCUUCGAGGGCAUCAGAAAGAGGGGUAUGGGCUCUCGUGGAAUCCAAAUCUAAACGGAUACCUGCUUUCGGCUUCUGACGAUCAUACUAUUUGCAUGUGGGACAUCAACGCAACACCAAAGGAGGGCCGAAUCAUCGACGCGAAGACCAUUUUCACGGGGCACACCAGCGUCGUGGAGGAUGUCAGUUGGCAUCCGUUGCAUGAGUCGAUUUUCGGCUCCGUUGCGGAUGACAAAAAGUUGAUGAUUUGGGACACACGAAGCGGUUGUACCACCAAGCCGAGCCACACAGUGGAAUCUCACCUCGCUGAAGUCAAUUGUCUCUCGUUCAAUCCUUUCAGUGAGUAUAUACUCGCCACGGGCAGUGCUGAUCGUACAGUGGCCCUUUGGGAUUUGAGGAGUUUGCAGAUGAAACUGCACUCAUUCGAGUCACAUAAGGAUGAAAUAUUCCAGUAUCGCCGACCGGUUAGUCCACGACACGCCCUGACAUCUAACUGGACUCGGCGUGCACUGUACCGUGCAGCCUAG
Molecule: messenger RNA, 1082 nt
Organism: Dicrocoelium dendriticum
Lineage: Eukaryota; Metazoa; Platyhelminthes; Trematoda; Plagiorchiida; Dicrocoeliidae
Source: the annotation of a GenBank genome assembly